Chiloscyllium plagiosum (whitespotted bambooshark) is the source of this 544-nucleotide messenger RNA. NCBI's taxonomy places the organism in Eukaryota, Metazoa, Chordata, Chondrichthyes, Orectolobiformes, Hemiscylliidae. The record is from RefSeq and is a predicted model, not a curated record.
CUGAAUGUCCAGCACUUUCCCCCAGAAGACCUGAGGGUCAAAGUAUUUGGAAGAAAAGUGCUGGUGACAGGAAAACACGAGAAGAAAUGUGAUGAUGGCAGCGGCUGUUACAGCUACAAAUAUGGAGAGUUCAGGAGAGAAUUCCAGCUGCCAGAGGAUGUCGAUGCUGAAGCUCUUCGAUGCUGUUUGUCACAGGACGGUCGGUUAAAGGUUCAAGCCCCGCGCCUGGCACUGCCAACUGUGAAUGAACGGACCGUACCCAUCAACAUCACCUCGGAGACAACAGCCACUCCCCGGCUCAAUCCUGACCAAGAGGCAGAGGAACAGGAGAGUGGGAAGGAUGUGGUGAACAAGAAAACUGAAGAACAGAUGUCCAGUUAAUGCUCUGUUACAAUGAACUUUUGAAGAUAUAAUAAUUGUUCAAAAGCAGCAAUGAGUUUCUGUAAUGUGAGAUGAAAAUAUAUUUUUGUCAAAUCCAUUCUAUUCAAGUUGUAAAUCUGUAAUGUGCUUUUAUCAGAAUUCAUGUAGAAGUAAAUUAUUUAUG